Grosmannia clavigera kw1407 is the source of this 1251-nucleotide messenger RNA. Its product is annotated as aminotransferase, class i/classii. The transcript is spliced from 2 exons. Gene Ontology annotation, molecular function: catalytic activity; pyridoxal phosphate binding. Bases 1 to 1251 code for a protein of 416 amino acids. The record is from RefSeq and is a predicted model, not a curated record. Gene Ontology annotation, biological process: biosynthetic process. Lineage: Eukaryota; Fungi; Ascomycota; Sordariomycetes; Ophiostomatales; Ophiostomataceae.
AUGGUCAGGAUCGAGCCGUUCGAGGUGGAACAAUGGAUGGACACGUAUGAGACGACACCGGGAGUGAUCAACAUCUCCGAGACCUGCGCGGCGUCCGUGUCGAUCGAGGACCUGGUGCGGCUGGCCGAGACCGAGGCCUCUGCGAGUGUGGAGAGCCCUCUGUCGUCACUGGCGGCCACGAAGAUGACGUACGGCGCGAUCCGCGGGUCGGAGCUGCUGCGGCAGCGCGUGGCCGCCGUGCUCGACAGCGGCAAGGACGCGGACGUGCCGCCGCUGCCGUCGGAUGGCGUGGUGAUUACGCAGGGUGCCAUUGCGGCCAACCACCUGCUCUUUUACGCGCUCAUCAGCCCGGGCGACCACGUCAUCUGCGUCUACCCGACGUACCAGCAGCUGUACGGGGUGCCGACCAGCCUGGGCGCCGACAUCACGCCCUGGAAGCUCAAAGCCGAGAACGGCUAUGUGCCAGACCCGGACGAGCUGGACGGGCUGGUGCAGCCCAACACCAAGAUGAUUGUGAUCAACAACCCGAACAACCCGCUGGGCGUGCCGAUCCCGCGGCCGGUGCUCGAGCAGAUCGUCGCGAUAGUGCGGGCUCGCGAUAUUAUCAUCCUAUCGGACGAGGUGUACCUCCCGCUCUGGCACGACGAGGAAUCGACGACGACGACGACGACGACGACAACAGCGCCACCCAGCAUCCUGACGCUAGGCUACGACCAGACGGUGGCGACAGGCUCCAUGUCCAAGGCGUUUGCGCUGGCCGGGCUGCGAAUCGGGUGGGUGGCGUCGCGCAACCGGGCGAUCAUGCAGGCCGUGCUGGCGGCGCGCGACUACACGACGAUCAGUGUGUCGCAGCUGGACGACGGGGUGGCGCGCUUUGCGCUGUCGAACGCCGUGCGCAUCCCGCUGCUGCAGCGCAACAUCCGGCUGGCGCAGACCAACGUCCGGCUGCUGGCCGCGUUUGUGGCGCGGUGGCAGGCGAAAAACGGCGUGUGCUCGUGGCAGCGGCCGACGGCAGGCACCACGGCCUUUGUGCAGUUUGUCCAGGACGGCCAGCCGGUGAACGACGACCGGUUCUGCAUCGACGUGUUGGAGGCCACCAAGGUCCUGCUCGUGCCGGGAUCGCGCUGCUUUGGCGGUGGCCUGGACUUUCGCGGCUAUGUGCGCAUCGGCUAUGCGUGCGAGACGGCCGUGCUGGCGGAGGGAUUGGCAAGGCUGGACGGCUACCUGACAGCGCAUUUAUCUGCCAAAUAA